Fusarium verticillioides 7600 is the source of this 1312-nucleotide messenger RNA. RefSeq lists its product as hypothetical. Gene Ontology annotation, molecular function: structural constituent of ribosome. The transcript has 2 exons. Gene Ontology annotation, cellular component: ribosome. The coding region runs from base 151 to 1107 and encodes 318 amino acids. Gene Ontology annotation, biological process: translation. Lineage: Eukaryota; Fungi; Ascomycota; Sordariomycetes; Hypocreales; Nectriaceae. The record is from RefSeq and is a predicted model, not a curated record.
CGUGACAGAAAAGCUAAUCCAUUUCGGUACUCAGCGGCCCAGUGGGCUCCCAGUACGGCAUUGGCAAGGUGGGCUAAGGAAAAUUUGGGGCGGGCUUCGGACGACAAUCCAUCAGUCUCUGUAUCAAAGCAGUAGGUUGAUGCUUCAAUCAUGCCCCCUAGAAUACCGGCGCUGCCGCGCUUUGGCACAUUGAACCUCUGCCUCCGACCCGCCGCAAAGCCCGCUACCCCGAACUUCCUCCCCAUCGUCCAAACGGCCAACUUGUCCCAGCGUGAGAAAAAGCGCAAGGCCAAACAGGAUCCUUAUCGAUGGGCUCAAGCUCAGCAACGAAAGGCUGCCAAUGUGCAACGGCGUGAGGAGCUCGCCCGUGAGAGGGAUGAGGCGUGGGGUGAUCCCGUAAAGGGAAAGACAACUCCCUUUAUAGAGUCUCUUGAAUCGGCUGGUCAAGAGGCUACGUCCCGUGUUCCUGUGGAUGGAAGUGGAAACCCGCUCGCCGAAGCACAUGAGCUACCGACAUCUCCAGAACUACGAAACUACUUCCUUACCGACUCUGAACUCUCUGAGGCUGUCAAGCACGCAUAUACUCUUACCAAGCCCAUGAUCGGCGUGGUCGAGUCACAGAUGGAACCCGAAAGCGGAGUGGAUAAGGCGAAGCAACACGAGCAGCGCCACCAGAAGGCCAUUGAGGCUCUGCGCCGUAUCACAUCACUCAGCAACAGCAGCGCAAAGGACCGCUUCCACGCCAACGUGAGACGCAUCGUUGAGGAAUUCGGCCGUCACAACACAGACAAGGUUCUGAAACGCAAGCCAAAGUCAAUUCGUCCCAACAAAGUGCAAAUGCCGAUCCGGAGCGGUCCUGAUACAGGCAGCUCCGAGGUUCAGAUUGCUAUCUUGACUACCAAAAUCAACAACCUCUCUCAGGCUCUGCAGAUCAACAGAGGAUACAAGGAUAAGCACAACAAGCGAAACUUGAGAUUAUUGCUGCACCGUCGACAAAAGCUUAUGAAGUACAUGGACCGUAAGGAGAGGGGAAGUGAGCGAUGGACUCACAUGGUUGAGAAGCUGGGUCUUACACCUGCGACAUGGAAGGGCCAGAUCUCGCUGUAAAGACAGAGCGGGAGCUGAGAUGAUUUUGUAGAAUAACUUGUUUCUCUCUAUGUACAAUACAAGCCACCCGAAAGAUGGAGCGACGAUGCCGCCUUUUGCAUCUACCUAUCUGUCCUUUGCGCCAGUGUGGGAACUAAUCCGUGCCAUUACGAGCUCAGUUGCUGCUAUACUACACAAAAUCCUGCUAAAAAUGAAAACGAUGCCA